CCGAGUCGUCCAACUGGCUCAAGACUUUUACAGAGACGCCUACUUUCUUCCGAUUUACAGAAGGGAUUUUUGGUGACUUCCCGAUCAUCAUCAAGCAAGAGCCAGCAGCCCGAUUCAUUACCCAACACUGUCACGGAAGACAUUGACAACUCGCAGGAAAUUCAUGCUCGUGUUCCAUCCAGAACUUCGACCUUCCAACUCACUGGUACUAAGAAAGGCAACGUCAGUAAUCCCUUUCUAGAUCAACAUGACUUAGAAUCAGAAAUUUGGAUGGGAGAACCUCCAGUCGAGUCUCCAAGAUCAUACACAGUCGAAGACAAAAGGCCGGCGCCGUCAGUGGCAGGUGGCAUUUCCAGCCCUCCUUUGAAAAAGAAAUUCUCCCCUGUGGUUUCCCAUGCUUUCAAGGCAUCAAGCUCGUCUUCCAACACUCAGCCGCCUGUCACUGAGCGAUCUGACUCAGGGAAUUCUCCUACUCGAACACCUUCGAAGGUCCGCUGGGAGCAGCUACGGCAACAUGUUUUGGCAGCACCUCGUCCAGCUUCGCCUCCUCCGUCUGCAGGGACAUCUCAAAGUUCUUCUCGACCACCGACGCCCAAGCCAUCUCGUUUUCCGCGGCUUGGCUUCCGACAGGUUGUAGAGUAUGCACGCGAGGCUGCAGUGGACGAGUCCCGCCGAUUUGCAGAAGAGCUGCUCCAAAUUUGUUGGUCCUUUCGUGUCCCGGAUCCGUCACGACAGAGCAAAAAUGAGCGAGAUGGGCCAUUGGGCACACUUAGCUCGUUGCACCUCCCCUUCGUGUCGAGCACGACUCUGAACUCUUUCGCGACUGGGAGUACUAUGGUGCAGACUCAGACAACAACUCAGAAAGGACUUUCUAUUAAGAGGCCUCCCUCCACAGUGUCAGGAGGACAGAACUCCUCGCUUAUCAUGACGCUGCACGAGUCCAUCCUUCGUUAUGCGUCGAAGAACUCGAAUUAUCUUCCUCACGAAACUCUCGUUCUUUCCGCUCUGUUGAUGCCGUUUUUAUCGAGCGAGAGCAAUCAGAAUGUGGACGACGAGCGGUGGACUGCGAUCGAAGCUUUCGAGGUUGCUGUCCAAACUUGGCAAGCGACGUCGGAUGAUCUUACUAUCGAGAGAUGUAUCUGGUGUUGCAACGCUGCGUCCAUACCAUCCUUCCUUCGGACUCGCGUUCUCAGUGUUCUUACAUCACUCCUGUUUCCCCGCAGUGGCCCCAUCGAGCUCCCGAGUGCCCAUGCGUUCCUUUCUCUAGUCCAGGCGCUAGCUAUAACGUUGCUCCAGAUACAGGAAGAUCAAGAAGUGGCUAUUCUAAGAGACAUCAUCUCGAAACUUCGCGGCGGGACGUGUGGGAGCAUAGCGGGCUUUCUCGCUGCAGCAGAGAUCGAUGGCUCUCCAGUGAUGUUGGUCGGUGUGAGCCAGUCGGAAGUCAGGGAAGCCUUGGUCGCUGAAGCCUUGGUCCGGUGUCUCGACCAUGGACCUCUAACCAUGAAGCGCAAGGUCUUGCAUGAACUCCUCCAGGAAUUUUGGACACCUUUACCUGUCUCAGGAUCCUUUUCCCCUAUGAUUUCAGCUAUCCGUUCUCGAGUUGUCAUAACAUUCGCUCAUGCUGCAACUCUCCUGUGUGUGUCCGUAAAGUCGGAGCAUCUGGACAUGCAGAGCGUCUUGCAUGUCCUGAAAUCGCGUGUCAUUCCUGAGAUGACUUGUCUGACUGGGAAACGGGCAUCGGAUGCCCGCGCCAGCGUGUCUAGGCUCCUGAUCGAGUUACUCUGCCUUGAGGGGGUCACUCACGAGAUAUCUGGCAUCACUUACGGUCUCACCGUACAGUUACUGGAAAUGUCUGAGUGGAAGACGUCGUUGGAAAAGAUGAUGCAACACUUUGGCGAAUGGCCCACAAUAAUUAGAAUUUUGACCGCACUCUUUCACUUACCGGAUGAGCUUCGCGGUCAGCUGUUCACGUUGUCCAUACCGUGUUUGCAAGAGAGAAUAGUCGCAGAUCCACCACCUCUGGACUAUCCGGAACUCACGGGUGUCCUAGACAAGGCAUCACGCACAUAUCCCCAAGUGUUCUUCAAACCGCUUUUCACCUGUGCAGCAUCUUCCAAGGCGCUUACGAUUGGCCAUCAACUUGGAGUUAUUGCUGCUAUCUCGGUAUUCCUUCCCGACUUCUGGACAAGAGAUACAGAGAUGAUAUUGGUAGCGUUGAUGAACGAACCCACUGCCAUCUUACAAUCUGGGUCCAAGAGGAAGUGGGCGCAAGCAAGGCUUGGGCAGAUGAUCAUACUAGUUGAGCUAAUUGCGUGUGUUAAGGCGGUAUCACGAAUUAGCCAAGACUUUUCGCACCCUAAUAACUCGGUUGUUGCUCCAACCCAGUUUUUCAGUAUGCUGGAAGCCCGUUUAGGUGUGUUAUUAGAAGCGAAAGAACGAGCUACUCUGCUACCACUCUCCAUGCGCUUGUUCUACUUGAUCUUGUUCACAGAGAUUAGACUACUCACACGAUCCGUAAAGCGUCCGACUUGGCUACAAUCAGCAAUUGGUUGGUUGCUACAGUCGCAUAUCGGAGCUGUGGUGGACGAAGAUGGGCCUCUGACUGUAGAUGAUGACGUCUUCAGUGACAUCUCGCAAGCGCUGGACAAAGUCAAAGAUAUUUACGCCUCAGCACAGGACGGCCUUCGAGCAUCUUACCAGCGCCGAGGCACAGUACUCCUGUUUUCCAGCGCCAACGAUGUUUCUGGGGACAAUACUGAACGUAGGACUAUCCUCAUGGAUGCGUUACAUGAGAGAAUGCUCUUGUUGUCGUCCCUUGGACAAUCCCUCACCCGCCAAGCCCUCAAUUUAUUAGUGAUGAUUUCCGCCUGCCUUACAUCAGAAGAUUACUUGUUGAUGGGACCUUCCUUGUGGGCACGAUGUUUUGACUGGGCGGAACCGCAGACAGCUUCUUUUCUAACCAUGCAGUGUGCAGAGAAGGCCCCACAUAGCAUACUUGAACUCAUCAGGAAUGACUUGCGGAAUGAAGACAGUGCUGUGAAGAUCACUGCAAUCCAACGUUUGGACAUGCUGGUGAAUAUGCGCUUCCAGAUUCUGUCUCAGCCUUUUUUGUCGGAUACGAAUCGUCGUCGACCAUUCAAGUUAGCCCGCGACCCAUUGCCAUUUGUUCCAACCGACAUCGGUUCAAGCCUGUUCGUUCUAGAGCAGGAGGAUGAUAGUAAUGAAGAUAUGCCCAAAGAACUGCGUAAACGCUUAGCCGAAGUGGGAUGGUUAGAUGAAAAACGACCAAUGGACCAGAAACGCGAAUGGGUGAGGACACCCUUGUCACUAUUACCCAGUAAUCUUCAAGAUCGAAACGUUGGUGCCACGGAGCGCCUUCAGUCUUCACCCAUAUCAUCCCCGACAUCCACGCCAACCAAACCUCGUUCUAAUAGUAACGUUUCUGAUGGCCACCUCAGUAGACGAUCGUCAGAUCCUACAAGCCGUGGCGUCAAGCGCCGUGCGGUCUUUGUUCCUGCACUCGGGACUGUAUUCCCUCAACUGGUCUCUCUGACUCUCGAUUCUUGCAUUGACGUUUCAUGCGCGGCUCGUGACAGUGUUGUGGAUUUACUACGGCAUGACCCUGCUCUUCUUAUUCGGCCCAUCCUCGAUUUGCUUGCCAGCGAUAAUGAAGAAGCUGCCACGACAGCUAUCCGAGGGUUAUUGCAUCUAAAUCAGCAUCUCCCUCCUGCCAUGGCUCAUUAUACAUUCAACCAUCUUGCUGGGUACCUUAAAUACGUUGCUCGCGAAGUCACUUCGACAGAUGCACUUCACAACUUCGCUCUCGCUGCUGCUCUAUUGUCGAAUCUAGUCAUGCAAGUCAGCGAGAUGUCCAUCAGGGAGAUUCGGCGAGCGAAGAUGGAUUUGUUCCUUGUUCCAUCCGGGUCCUUGUGGUUUACCGCGUCGUCUCCAUCUGGCCCCAUGUUUCCGAAAGCUCUGUCUCUCAGUGAAAAUCCAUUCGAGAUUCCCCCAUCCUUGAUGUCAAUUACAAUGAUCCGCGUGACUCAAAAUCGGUUGUUUCUGUCCAUGUUGAAGCGAAACCCUCAGGACGUCCAAGUUAUUCGGAAGACUAUAGAGCAGAUCGUUCUGCCUUCAACAGAUGCCUUGUCAGCAGCACGCUUUCUGGAAUUGCCAAAUUUUAUACCGCGACAGUUGUCUGCACAACGGGAUGGACCAGAGUCAAUCCUGACCACGAUUUCCUUGGUGCUUUCGCGGAGUCAUCUUCUGCUCAUAGCCCAGAUUUUCAGAUCCAUGUCCAGGCAUCUUAGCGAUCGUAGCGAGUUGACCGUCUUCAUAGAUGGUCUGAACCGGAUCUUGCUCAGACAUGGAGAUGAUAUUGGGAUUGUAAGCCAGUCGCUGAUCGCGUUAAUGGUGGCGAGUACCCGCUUCAGGCGUCUCUUUACGUCCGGUGGAGGUUAUUCCCUCUUUAUGUUAUCUAUCAUGAAAGUGUAUACGGAGCAAGAGCAUCAUCAGGGAAUUCGGCAGGCUAUCGAGUAUGCCAUCAGUCGCUUCUACGCUGUUCACCCGCAGGCAUUCGUCUUCCAAACACUAGACGUUGUGGUACACGCCCUCUUGGAACCAACUUGCAAUAGCUCUUGGCUGGUGAAGAACGUCUUUCGGAUGCUGUCUUCACUGAAUCGUGACAAUCCGAUGGCAGGUCCAGAUGCUUCUGGCAUUCGAAAUAUGAACAGACUGCAGGAGAAGGAAGCAUUGAUGGUCACCACCGCUGAUGAGAAACCUCAAACAUUCAUGGCUGCCAUCCGAAGGGUUGGUAGCCAGGAUUCGCAACAGCUGAUCAUCAACCUUCCCGAGGAGUACGAGACGAGAUCAUUUGAUAUGGACAAUCUCGUACGGUUGUUGUUAACUGUCAUUGGUCAUGACCCUUCCAUCGCCAGAGCCCAAAAUUUCCUAUCGCUCCUAAGGUUGUUAACACCUGCACUGUACAAUGCUUCCAGAUCAGCCAGGAGUGUGCUUCGCGACGGCAUUGAUGCAGUUGGGACAAUCAUCCUACGUGCAGUCGCGAAGGCCAAGCUUCCUGAAUCAUUGACCAUGCAAUUGGUGGACGAUAUCACUACGGAUGUAUCACAGGAUGAGGCUGAUCUGGUGGACAAGCUUCACAAGAAAGCGAAGGCCCCAAGUGAUCUCACCACUAUGCGGAUAGAAUAUCUCGGAUUGGCGCUCGCUUUCGUUAAAGCUGGCGGCCAGCUGCCCAACACUGCGAUGGAGAAGAUUUUCGAUAUCGCGAGGAUUCUUUUGCGAGAAGCAUCGCACACGGAAGAUAAGGUCGUGGAUUUCCUAUGCCAGUACUCAAAGGCCAGUCUUGUCGAACGUACACCUAGUUCCAAGGAAGCAAUUGCACUUCUCGACCACCUUGCUCCUAUCAUGAACGCCUAUGCGUCAACAAUCAAUUUCGCUGGUAUUUACGAGGCCAUAAUUCAUCUCACCUCUGGCAAUCAACUCGCCAACGACAUCACAUUCUCUAAUUUGGUGGUAACGCAAAUCUGCAGGAGUGGGUUGGAGUCUCAAACAGCUUGGAGCUCUGAGCACAAGGAAUCUUCCAUGGUCUCGCUCCUUACCACGGCCAUUUCCUUUCGAAAGACCGACGUGAUUGCUGAGAUCGAGAAACAGCUCCCAUCACAUAGAUUCUUGUCCGGCGUCGUUUUCAAGCUUGUUCUUUCGCUCGAAACGUCUGCUUCAGCGUCGCCGGUGGGAGACCACGACGCAUGGCUGCGUGCUGCCCGUACCAGUGCAUGGUUGCGACUUCUUUCCUACGCGAUGGCGGUUUGUGAAAAACCAGGCCGGUCCCGACAAUCAACCUCCUCGCUAGAGCGAAGGAAAUCUGACGAUAAGCGUCGUUCUGGACCAUCAAAUAAAGAACAGGUCUUGACGCUGGUAGUUGCAAUUCAAGUCAUCAAGAUGAUUAUCGUGAGAGCUGGAGAUGACCUCUCUGCGUCCCUGCCCUCAAUAUGGACCCGUCUUGCUACUGUCUUUAGAUCUCUGGUUUCUGAUGGAGAUGCGCAGUUUGCCCUUGAAUCCUCUGAGCAAUCUGCGCCACCUUCCCCCAUCCAUUCACCUCACCCGAGUUUUAGCAUGACUUCAGUUGAUCCUUUCAAUGCUCAGGAGUCCUUUCUCACACCGUCGGUAUCCUUCAACGCCCCCCGCCCGUCUCCUCCCCCGGGUAAACCACGAGUCAUCGACUACGCGCUUUGGUCUCUCUUGGAGCUCCUUUCUCGCUACCGCACACCCCUCAUACUCCAAUUGAAGUUGCUCGCACAAGAAAAAGCCGCUAUUCUCGACGAGCAGCUCCGCUGCUCCCAGAAUGGUCCACAUUACUCUUUCGGACAUAGGCCUCCGUCUGUCUUCUCUAAGCCGAGGAAGAGAUUAUCAAGCAUGCAGUCCGCUGUGUCGCCCUUCAUCAGCAGUUCGCCGUCAGCUUCUUUUAAUGCAGGCCAUAUGUCGCUACGCCCUCCCAUGCUAGAAUCCACGCCACGCAAGGCAGGGUUUGAGCGCAGCCCAAGUCCAUCACCAGUCAGUGCCCAGCCCCGCAUCGUUCACCUCGGUCCUACAACACCAGACUUGCAUCGCUCAGCAUCGUCUAGCGAGGAUGUGCGUAUGCUGACGAUGUCAACAGUAGUGAAAACUACGUCUCUCGUGCGUGCCACAUACCGCCGAAUAAGGCUUGUGCAGGCAUGUAUGGGGUAUGAUUUGCUGUUACCACUGCCCGCAGCGUUCGAAAGGCAUAUGCCAGCUACAUCUGAGAUUACUGGCACGAUGGAUGGUACGAUUGGGCUUGGAGGACAUUUAGAAGGAGAAAGGAAGUGGACAAUCAAGCAGGCAGUUGAUGCCCUUGUGGAUGAGAUGCAUGAUCUGGAGCUUGAGUUUUGUGAACGGGAGGCGUGGAGGGAGGUAUUGGACGAGAGCUUGGUAGUCUUAGAGCCUGAUGUGAACGAUAGUAGCGUAUUUUGAGACGGACCGAUAAUCGAUGACAAACAGCUUUACAAGAGUCUGCGUACUUUUUGAACUAUAUAUGUUCGGGUAUCCUGAAACACAUUACAUAGUAGCCAUACAAGAAAGAGCCUACAAA
Molecule: messenger RNA, 7123 nt
Organism: Suillus subalutaceus
Lineage: Eukaryota; Fungi; Basidiomycota; Agaricomycetes; Boletales; Suillaceae
Exons: 12
Biological process (GO): monoatomic cation homeostasis
Cellular component (GO): cation channel complex; axon
Molecular function (GO): monoatomic cation channel activity
Source: RefSeq, a predicted model, not a curated record